Molecule: messenger RNA, 1785 nt
Organism: Penicillium cosmopolitanum
Lineage: Eukaryota; Fungi; Ascomycota; Eurotiomycetes; Eurotiales; Aspergillaceae
Product: putative amino acid transporter
Exons: 3
Coding region: 1-1785 (594 amino acids)
Biological process (GO): amino acid transmembrane transport
Cellular component (GO): membrane
Molecular function (GO): L-amino acid transmembrane transporter activity
Source: RefSeq, a predicted model, not a curated record
AUGUCGAAUCCGGGAUUCUCACACGACCGAAAUGGCCUCGCCGCUCCACGAGACUCGUUAGAACUCGCAUCUCUCGCCUCUUCGUCUCCCGUAUCCGUUGCCGGUUCUUCGCGAUCCUCCUCCCCGAUGGAAUCUCCUCCUCGCGCAAACUGUCACUCGAAGAUGAAGAUCCACUCGCCGAUGACCAAGGAGAUGUCUACCUCGAAGCCGGUCGCCAAAGAGGCUAUUCCGUAUCCUCUGCAUUCGAUUUCGGACGCAACCUUUUCCCAUUAUCCCAAACACAAGGGACAGGAUGGAUCUUUGGAACGGAACAAGACGUUGACAUACUUGAACGGACUCUCCCUAAUCGUUGGUCUGAUUAUCGGCUCUGGAAUUUUCUCCUCGCCGAGCCAGGUCAACGCGAACGCGGGUUCGCCAGGCGCAUCACUCAUUGUUUGGGCUGUUGCUGGUUUGCUCGCGUGGACAGGCGCGGCGAGCUAUGCGGAACUGGGAGGAGCGAUCCCACUCAAUGGAGGAGCUCAGGUCUAUCUUUCAAAGAUCUUCGGCGAACUUCCUGGGUUCCUUUUCACCUGGUGUGCCGUUUUGGUGCUGAAGCCUGGAUCGGCAGCUAUUAUUUCAAUUAUCUUUGGUGAAUAUAUUGUGCGAGCAUUCGUGGGUGCCGAUGUGGAAGAUGUCAGCCCGUGGAUCAACAAGGGCGUUGCUAUCGGUGGUCUGGUAGCGGUGACUCUGUUCAACUGCAUCUCCACCAAGAUCGCGACCCGCAUUGGAGAUCUUUUUAUGUUCUUCAAGUUUGUCGCUCUUCUUGGUGUAACUGUCACGGGAAUCGUGGUGGCAAUCACUGGUUAUUCGUCGAAAGGAAGCGCCAGCGACGAGUGGAAAAACGCCAGUUGGUUCGCAGGAACCAAUACAGAAAUAUCGGACUUUGCGGUGGCGUUGUAUGCAGGACUGUGGGCAUUUGACGGCUGGGACAAUACGAACUAUGUGACUGGCGAGUUCAAGAACCCGAACCGCGAUUUGCCGCGUGUGAUCCAUACCGCUAUGCCCUUGGUCAUUCUGUGUUAUCUGAUGGCCAACGUUGCCUACUUCCUCGUUUUGCCCCACGAUACAAUUGAAGGAAGCAACACCGUUGCCGUCCAAUUUGGCGGCAAGGUCUUCGGCCCCGUCGGUGCUGUUGUUCUCGCACUAGUUGUGGGAGCCAGCUGCUUCGGAGCUCUCAAUGCAACGACAUUCACUAGCGGUCGACUUGUUUACGCGGCCGGAAAGGAAGGUUAUCUUCCAUCGUUAUUCGGACGCAUCGGAUUGGGCAACUCCUCCUCCCCAACCCCAGCCGCGGGCACUCGUCUCCGUCGCCGUUCUUGGGCCCGGAAAUCCAUCUCACGUCUAUUUGGCGACGAAUCCCGGCUUGGAUUCACUCCCAUAUACGCCAUGGCGUUCAAUGCAGCAUUGACCGCCGCAUAUAUUGCCGUUGGUGAAUUCGCUACCUUGGUUACCUUCUAUGGUGUGGCCGGGUAUACAUUUUACUUCGUCACUGUCCUCGGCUUGAUCGUUCUCCGCAUUCGCGAACCCCAUCUCGAGCGUCCGUACCGAACCUGGAUUACAACUCCUAUUAUAUUCUGCUGUGUUAGCCUGUUUCUACUCAGCCGUGCUGUCAUCGCUGAACCUCUUCAAACUCUGAUUGUGGUUGCAUUCAUCAUCACUGGCGUCCCUGUUUAUUACUGGCGCAUAUAUCAGCGAGAUGGUCAAACUGGAAUCUCUUGGAAGUUCUGGAAGUCACGUUCUCGAUAG